AUGGAAGAUCAAAUCAAUAGCUUAUUAAAUAGUCAAAUCAAUAUUGAAGAAUUUAAUAAUAAUAAUAAUAGUAAUAAUAAUAAUGAAGAGGAGGAUAAACCAAUUGUUAAAAUAUAUGAUUCUGAUAAACAAAAUUUAAUGGAUAGAAUAAAUUCAGGAGAAUUUAUGAAAAUUCAAGCACCUAUGGUUAGAUUUUCAAGAUUACCAUUUAGAAUGUUAGUAAAAAAAUGGGGUUGUGAUAUAACUUAUACACCAAUGAUUAUGGCUGCUGAAUUUAAUAGAAGUGAAGCUGCAAGAGAUUCUGAUUUCACUAUAAAUAAAUUGGAUGAACCAUUGAUUGUACAAUUUGGAGUUAAUAAUGCAGAGGAAUUAGUAUCAGCAGCAGAAAAAGUUAAAGAUUAUUGUCAAGGUAUUGAUAUUAAUUGUGGUUGUCCACAAAGAUGGGUAAUGAAGGAAGGAUUUGGUGCAAAUUUAUUACUACAUCCAGAGAGGAUUUACGAUAUGGUUAAACAGAUUAAUAAUAGGGUACCAAUACCAAUAUCGAUUAAAAUUAGAGUUCAAUCAGAUUUAAAAGAUACAAUUGAAUUGGCAAAACGUGCAGAGAGAAUCGGUGUUUCUUGGAUCACUGUUCAUGGUAGAACCAGUGCAAUGAAAUCUUCACAUCCUGUAGACUACGAUGCAAUUAAAUUAGUUAAAGAUAAUGUUACAUUACCAGUGUUUGCAAAUGGUGAUGUUUUCACUUUAUCUCAAUCAAAUGAAAUUCGUGAGAAAACUGGCGUAAAUGGUGUAAUGUCUGCAAGAGGUUUAUUAACCAAUCCUGCUCUAUUCCAAGGUUAUGAUAAAACUCCAAUUGAAUGUAUUAAAGAUUUCAUAAAUAUUUAUUCAGAAUAUGGUGGUUUACAUCCUGUCAUCUUUCAUAGACAUUUAAUGUAUAUGUUAUAUGAAUAUCAUAAUAAAAAUGAAAAAUCCGAAUUUAAUAAACUUUCAACUAUUUCUGGUAUAAUGGAUUAUAUAAAUGAUAAAUUUUUAUUUUAA
This is a messenger RNA of Dictyostelium discoideum AX4, 1035 nucleotides long. It is a transcript of the gene dus4l, whose product is annotated as tRNA-dihydrouridine synthase 4-like protein. Gene Ontology annotation, biological process: tRNA dihydrouridine synthesis; tRNA processing. NCBI's taxonomy places the organism in Eukaryota, Evosea, Eumycetozoa, Dictyosteliales, Dictyosteliaceae. The transcript has 3 exons. The record is from RefSeq and is a predicted model, not a curated record. The coding region runs from base 1 to 1035 and encodes 344 amino acids. Gene Ontology annotation, molecular function: tRNA-dihydrouridine20a synthase activity; flavin adenine dinucleotide binding; tRNA-dihydrouridine20b synthase activity.